AUGGCGGGAAUACAGACAGCCAAAAAGGAUCUCCGCAAAAGAAUGCGGGACGUCCUCCGGGGAAUCUCCGCUGACUCUAUCAGCUACCAAUCUAGAGCGGUUGCGAGCAGACUUUUUGCUCUCCCUGAAUAUCAAAGGGCCCAGAGAAUAGGCGUCUACCUGUCAAUGCCGACAGGCGAGCUAUCGACAACAGCAAUAGUGGAAGAUGCCUUGAAAAGUCACAAGGAGGUCUUCGUGCCUUACAUCCAUAGCAUUGAAACCACGACCACGCAGCAGAAGACAUCAGUCAUGGAUAUGCUCGCGUUGGACUCAAUGGAAGAGUUCACUUCUUUAGAGCGCGACAAAUGGGGAAUUCCGUCCCUCACGGAAGCACAGGCGUUGAGAAAGAAGAACUGUUUCGGCGGAACUGGCCUAGCCGCAACGAUAGCUAAAGAUACUACAACUAACUCAUCCGGGCUAGACUUGAUUGUGAUGCCCGGAAUGGCCUUCGAUACCGGGUUUAAUAGACUUGGCCAUGGGAAAGGAUACUAUGACAGCUUUCUGACAAGGUAUUUGAGAUGGGAAGCUGAAAGAGGCGCAGAAACGAGAAAAAUGCCUUUACUUGUCGCCCUCUCUCUCAAGGAGCAAACGCUUUCCCCACCCGAAGAAGUACCCGUUACAAAUCAUGACUGGCUGAUAGAUGUCGUGAUAGUUGGCGAUGACCGGUGUCUCGUGCGCCAACAAUAA
Molecule: messenger RNA, 726 nt
Organism: Aspergillus versicolor CBS 583.65
Lineage: Eukaryota; Fungi; Ascomycota; Eurotiomycetes; Eurotiales; Aspergillaceae
Product: 5-formyltetrahydrofolate cyclo-ligase
Exons: 3
Coding region: 1-726 (241 amino acids)
Biological process (GO): tetrahydrofolate interconversion; folic acid-containing compound biosynthetic process
Cellular component (GO): mitochondrion
Molecular function (GO): 5-formyltetrahydrofolate cyclo-ligase activity
Source: RefSeq, a predicted model, not a curated record